AUUAUAUGUCACAGAGCAUGAGCGCCAGAAGAAGACGUGUGAGCGUUCUACGACACGUGGAUUGCCGGGCACAGCGCAGGCAAGAAGGCUGGUACCAUACGAAGCAUCCGCUUUGCAGGUGCAAGUAAGUUUCAUCAUCGUCGCGAAAGGGCCGCGUCAGCCGUUUGGGUGAAAGACCAACCACCGACCUUUGGUGAUUCGGUGGAGCGCUUUCGUCCUUUUUUGAUUUUAGGCGCCUUGAUAUAUGUCGCGUGCCUCAGCCGCAGAGUUAGGGCACUCGAGCAAAACAAGCUGACAAGGGCGAAACCGAUGCGGCGGAGGUCGACACCCCUAUAGCACUACUCGCCCCAAAAUCACAUCUCGGCGCGCAAGUUGUAUGCGUGGAGUGCGUAGAAAUAUAUACCAACUUAAAUUUACAGAAGGAGUAAGACACGCAACAAUACUAGGUAUUAUUUGGCGCAAGCGGGGACAAGAAUCCCAGUGUGUUCGCAGUUGGCUCUCCCUGACGUUUGGUCACGCGCGCGAAGCGCGCGGACUCCUGUCAUUGCUUCGCUAGACAUGACCGCGGACGCAAGCACGACGGCUGGGCAAGAAGCCGGCUCGCUUGAGGCAGGGUUGCGAAACGCUGGGUCGCCUGGCAAGUCGCCCAAGGCCAAGACGCUGUUCCAUGGCCUCCUCAGCAAGCUUAGCCGGUCAUCCUCUAGAAGCGGUGACUCACGAGGAAGCAGCCGGCCGUGCUCAUUCGAUGACCGCGACGAGUCCCGCUCGCCAGCGCCGGUAGGCCCUGAGACAGGAAUGGCUUCCGGUGGGAAGAUGCCGGGUACGCAUGACGAUGCGCCCAGGCGACGGGGAUACAGUCUCGACGUCCGAAGCAGCGAGCGCCCAAGCUCUGGUCGCAGCUCUCGGCUUUUCCAGGCGUUGGCUGGCUUUUCCAGCCUGAAGCCAGUAAAUCGGCUGGCCGAAGUGAGCAGCGAGCCGUGCUCGGCUCCGGAGGGCGAGCGGCAUGUGGCCGACUGCUCAUGCGGUCGCGGCGAAGUGGCGGUUAUUUCCAUGGCGAUCUCCGCGCCUUCAACCCGUGGGUGCAGCAGUGAGGCAUUGCCAGACUGCCAAAAGCCCACCGGGCCCGGGCACGCCGUGACGCCGUUCGCUGCCGGCGCAACGGUUGUCCUCGACUCGGCCUCCGACACCGGGGUCACAAGCGCACCGGUCAGUCACGCGAUCGGCAACGGCUGCGACGUGAGCAUCCCUGCAGCGCUUGAUACCGCCUCUGCCGCCAGCUGGCACACAUCACUGACCAGCACGCGGCCGCAGCCCGCCAUCGCCGCGCCGCUGUCCGCUUCCAUUCCCUCCGCUGCGCCCAGUGCACACACAGUGAGUGACGCCGUUGCUGCGGCCGGCGCCGCCCAAGCAACAGCCGCUGCCGUGACAGUGGCAGCCGCCGCGGCGGCGCUGGGUCAGCGCGCUCCCGGCGCCAACCGGAGCGCCGCUGCGCGCGGCGGCCUGCCCAAUACGCCGCAUUCGCCUCCCGAGACCUGCCGCGCCUCUCCUGCGUCGUCCUGCGGAGUCCCCGGCCACACCUCCGCAGCGGCGGUGACGGCGGCAUCCGCCGCCGCCGCUGCUGCCGCCAGCAGCUCCGCUGGCGGGCCUCAUGCCCGCUCCGCCGCCCCGCCUGCAGCUGCACCUCCCCUGAUGGUGCCGCACCAGCUGCCGUCCGCAUUCGCGGCGCACAACAGCGCCGCCGCGGCCGCCGCCGCGGCAGCGACAACGGCGCCGGAGGCGCCUGCACCCGCGGCGCCAGCCCCGCCGCUUCCGGUGACGCGACUGCUUGCGGUGAACCCGGGUGCGCCGGAGGCAAUGCGGCGGCCGGUGUGGUGUCUGGAGGACUACGACGUGCACCGGCGCCUGUUCAAGAGCGCCACGUCCUCCGUGUAUGCGGGCACGUGCCUGCACAGCGGACUGCCGGUCGCGCUCAAGGUGUACUGGUUGGAUAGGGUGCCUGCCAAUGUCCUGCACAUGCUGAGGCGCGAGAUCCGGAUCCAGUCCAACAUUGUGCACAAGAACGUAGUCAUGCUGUACGCAGCCUUCAGCGAGCCGGCCGCCCAGCGGCUGGUGCUGGUGGAGGAGUUCGCAGCCAACGGCGACCUGCACGCCGUGCACAAGGCGCUGGGCUGCCGCAUGACGGAGCAGCAGGCACGUGCGCUGGUGCUGCGGCCGCUGCUGGAGGCGGUGUCGCACCUGCACACCCUGGGCUGCGUGCACCGCGACAUCAAACCCGACAACAUCAUGUUCACUGCCGACUGGCGCCUGCUGCUGGGCGACUUCGGCAUCGCCAUCGACAUCGCGCGGGAGCGAGCCGUCACGCGCGCAGGCACCGUGGGCUACAUGGCCCCCGAGGUGGAGCGCUGCCCCAUCAAGGACCGGCCCGAGGACAACAAGGACGACUCGGCGCUCGCCUACUCCACCGCCGCGGACGUGUUCGGCGUGGGCUGCCUUGCCUACACGCUGCUGCUGGGCUUCCCGCCCUUCAUCGCCGGCAGCAAGGCCACGCCCGGCCGCUCCAAGGCCCUGUCCUUUCCCGCCUCCACCUCGCCCGAGGCGCGCGAGUUCAUCUGCGCCGCGCUGGCGGAGGAGGCGGGCGACCGGCCCACAGCGCUGCAGCUGCUGGGCAGUCCCUGGAUGGCCUCGCCGCGGUGAGGUGAGGGAUGGGGCGUGAGGGGGGUGGAUUCAUGGGUUGGGGCCACGGUGGGUGGUGAGAUGUGGGUUGUUUCUACCAUUUCCCAUCAAGUAUCCAGAGACAUGAGGAUGCAUAAGUAUGUACAUGCGAGGAGUUUGGAGGGAUGGGCGGGUACGGCGGCGUGCGUAUUCGCAAACGGGUAUCGAUACUUAUCCUGUUCGGAGGUGUGAUGGUGGGCCACGCCACAGCGUGGUGAAGUGAGUUAGCGGCACGGCGCGCGUCGUGUAGACGUGCGCAAACAUAUUUAUGGCUAUAUGCACCACGAUGACAAGCAAGCAUGGCUGGCGAGCUGUGGCAUUGUGCAAGGCAUAUGCCCACUCUUAAAAGCAAUCGAAGUGCUGGUGGGUGAGAUUUGGGUGACGCGAAGGCGUUGGAUGGGUGCCUGUGUUUUCUUGCCGUUCCCUAUUGCAUCAUGGGCCCUAUUUAGCUUCGUGCCUUGUUGAUUGCACUUUCACAUGGAAAUGACGACUCCAGACUGGCAUUGCUUGAAUUGUUGGUUCCAAGUUACGACCUUGACAGCGCCACCGGUACACAAGGCCCUGCACAACGGCACUGCGGUACAUAGUGCUUUCGCGGUUAGGCAUCGGUUUAUGUCCGUGACAUUUAUGCAGCAACAUGUUGACGUAGCUUCCGCUCUUUCGUGAUGUGGGUUACUAUUAGUACAAGCACGGACGCGGCUCCCGCAGUCGAAGCUUGCGCAGGGUACGUUUUGGGUCAGAGCAGCUGAGAACUGUUUGUUUCGGGGAAGGCCCGGAGCCACCUAGCGGGCGGAGACGCAAGCACUUUGCUGGCGCCAUCCCUGGGUUGUGCUCAGUACGGUGCAUGCCCUUGACAAAUGUUCAGAAAGGUUGUACUGCUAAAGCGCACCGGGAAGUAAGUAGCGUGCCGCGGCCAAGUAAGAUGGCAGCAUGGGGUGUGCUGGGGAGGUCAGCGCAGCGCCGUUCAUUUCGGGGCAUGGCGCGUGGCCACUUGCUCGCACCACCUGAUUCUGUCCUGCCUUCCGUGGCUGCUGUGUUUGAGCUGCAUGCAUUGUGCGCUGUUGUUCGGGGUUUGCAACUUGGAGUCGUUUGCUAUAUGGGCUGGAGCGCGCCGGACAUUGUUGUGCAUUUGUUUGUAGAGUUUUGUGGUAUUUUGCUUGGACAAAGGCGACCUGUGUGAUCGCAUCUCAACAAAGGAUUCGGGGGACUACGGGAUUUGGGGAAUGGUAAAGAAUGGGGCGCUCAUCUGUUGGGUCCUACUAGUGCAUGUGCAGUGGCGGUGAUGAUGGUUGAUUGUCAUUACCCGGAAGGGGGUUCGGGGUGGCGGCGCUGUGUUCUGUCAGCUGACCAGCAGGCAUGAGACGUACAUGGACUGGACCAGACCAGACCCGAUGCGACCAGGCCUGCGGCUCCGCAGGUUAGCUGUGCCGUACAGAUGAACUAUGUGAGUAGGCCCGUGCUGGAAGGGGUGAUCUCAGGGGCAAGAUGGUCGUUACAGCCAGCGUUUGCAGGCUUUGCGACACCGGGGUACAAGCACACAUGUAUGUUGCUCGCCCUUGACUUUGGCUUUGGCAGCAAGUCGCAGCAAGCCAGGGGCGGCUUGUGGAUAUGUGUACAGGGAGCCGUGCAUGGUGUUGGGCGCAUCAUUGCUCGGGGCUUGAAGUACGGUAUCUGAGGCAUUGUUGCGAGAUUGCGUACAGACCGGCCAGAGGCCCGUCAAGUCUGGGCAGGCAUGGUUGAUGGUGGGUACAAGGUAGUAGCAUGAGUCUUCGGUGCGUGAUAGCAUUUUUGGCCGAGCGGCCCAGGCUCGCGUGGCCGCCUUGCCACGGUGGGGGCUCUGUCAGGCAGCAGGUGCCAGGGUUGCCCCUGAGCUCCACAGCCCGCCGCCAGGUGGGUGCACGUGUACGCACACGCGGUGUGCAGGGGCUGUGCCGGAGGGCACGGCUGUUGACAGCAGGCAUGGCGGCAAGGGUGGCGCUGCGGUUGUGCUGGUUCUCGGGGCGCUCAGAUGCGCGGCAGUCAUAUAACUUUAGAGGGGGUUUAGGUUAUAGUAUUAUUGUCAGCCCCUGCAACGGGGCCGCAGAUUCUUGAGCAGGAACUGGGAAGGGAGGGUUUCGGCCAUGGCUCAGGUGCAACUAGUUGAGGCCGUAUGGUAACGGGCAGGAGGACGUUUGGCAGCUGUGAUGCCUGUGGUUGGGCUGAAGUGUACCUAACACGUGCUGUCAGAGAGCAUGGGCGCACAAUAUUCGAACCUCGCAGAGAUAGGAAUGGCAACUAGGCGAGAGCGCGGAUGGCGGUGUGUGCGCGACCCCCUGAUGGGCCCGUAAACGGUUGCCUGCCGUCCGUUACGCCCGCUGUCACGCUGCCGCAUAUGCGUGUACCUCAGAAAUGUUGUUCUUGAUAAUAUAAUCGAUUCCUAGCAUCCAUUGGUAGCAUCCGUGAGCGUGUUGUUGGAGUGACGGCGCCGCAUACGUGGGCUGGCGUCCUCGUGACACGCAACCCCCUCGAGCUUCAUCUUUAUCAUUCUCGCUGCACUUUGUGUUUGUUUUGCCUACCAGCUGAUUUACGCGCUACAAGUUUUGAACGACGUUUGUUGUCUGCUUGAAUGGGCUUUCACGGUGGACUUGCCGCAUUGCUUGCCGUGUGCUUGUACGAACAUGAGGAGCAAACACAGCUCUGCUCACCGAAGAUAGCGUAUUGCCGCUGCGAGCUGCGGCAUGUGACUGUGUGAGUAUCGGUGUUGGCGGUGGUGCGCGGCUGUUGCCGGCGUGCGCGUUAUGGCCGGAGCGUGGCUGCCAAAUGCUGGUUAGUCAACCGCCGUACCUGCGUACACGGUUGUUCAGAGACCGAUUAAAUACGUGUAAUACAAGAGUCGA
This is a messenger RNA of Chlamydomonas reinhardtii, 5588 nucleotides long. RefSeq lists its product as uncharacterized. The record is from RefSeq and is a predicted model, not a curated record. The transcript is spliced from 9 exons. Gene Ontology annotation, cellular component: spindle microtubule; spindle midzone; spindle pole centrosome. Gene Ontology annotation, biological process: mitotic spindle organization; protein phosphorylation; regulation of cytokinesis. Lineage: Eukaryota; Viridiplantae; Chlorophyta; Chlorophyceae; Chlamydomonadales; Chlamydomonadaceae. Gene Ontology annotation, molecular function: ATP binding; protein kinase activity. Bases 796 to 2694 code for a protein of 632 amino acids.